GCUAUUGACAUAGCUACUGCUAUUCCCGAGGCUGUCGCCAUAGCUACUAGCAUCGAAGCUAUCGGCCAAGCUGUCUCCAUAACAAGGUUGCUGUUGACAUCACCAUCGGUGAUGAUCUUGGGAAGGAGGGGAAAGUGUAGGGUGGAAAGUGAUAGUGAAGCGCGCCAGUGGCGGGAAAAGUGAAAAUAAUUGGGCAAGCUGAUCGAGGUAGUGGAUAUGGCGGCUGUAGUGGUAUUCGCGCGGUUUCCAGUGGCGGGAAAAGUGAAAACGAGAUUAGCCGCGGGAAUCGGUGACAAGGCAGCUUGUGAAUUCUACAAGGCUUGCGCUGAACACGUUUUCAAUGAAGCUAGCAGUGAGAUUCAGUUGGACAUAUGACACAGGAAGAGCAAGCGAGCAUGUGCAAAGAGCAGGGCAGUGGGCAAAAGAGAAAGAGAGAGAGAGAGAGAGAGAGAGAGAGAGAGAGAGAGAGAGAGAGAGAGAGAGAGAGAGAGAGAGAGAUUGGAAGUUGUGCAUGUGCAGAGAUUCGUUACAGGGAAUUGAGAGAGAGUAGCUGAUGGGUAAUACACCUGGCAGGGACGGGAGGGGGCACAGAGGAGAGAGGACAGGGGCAAGGGAGGGGACGAGGCGUGGAGGGGGUGGUGGAGGAGCCAGAGCAGCGGACGGGAGAGGGGGGGGGCCAUCCCAUUCGAAUUCGUCAGAGUCUAUGGGGAGCUCCCCACCUGGCAGCCCUGGGGGUACUGGAGCCAUGUCUCCUCUCCUUUUCACCCCGCAGAUCCCCAUGACACCCAUUCCCAAGGCUGAUGAGGUGGUCCUCCCUCCUUACAGCUACCCGGCGGCGAAUGAUGCUCAUCGUCACCAACUGGACGAUGCCAACACCAUUCUCGCCCUUAUUAUCUGGACCCAUGGUGGAAACAAUGUCUCCGUGGAGGGUUCCUGGGACAACUGGCACAAGCGCGAGCCUCUUUCGAGGUCUGGUAAAGACUUCGCCCUUAUCAAAAGGCUGCCCUCUGGAAUCUAUCAGUAUAAGUUCAUUGUCGAUGAGCAGUGGCGGUUUGCGCCCGAUCUGCCAUCGAUUCAUGAUGAGAUGGGCAAUGUUAAUAAUGUGCUGGAGGUCCAGGAAACCGUUUCGGAGAACUUUGAGAAUUUGGCAGGGUUUGAACCUCCUCGCUCUCCAGACUCUAGCUAUAAUAACGCGUUCUUUGCCCCCGAGGAUUACACAAAAGAGCCGCCUGCUAUCCCUCCUCACCUCCACUUGACCCCCUUAAACGUGACGGGUGUUUCCGAUAACCAAAGUCUUCCGCGCCCGCAGCAUGUCAUCCUAAACCAUGUCUAUGUCGAGAAAGGAAAGACAGCACGAUCUGUCCUUGCCCUCGGGGCAACACAGCGGUACCGGUCCAAGUAUGUCACGGUGGUGCUAUAUAAGCCCUUGCACAAGUAGGUUCUUUCGUUUAGAAGGGAAUGGUGUAGGAUAGGAGGCAUGCGAGAGGAUGGGUAGGAGAGGAGGGAACACAAAGUGAAAAGGUUUGUUGUUUUGAAAUCUUGUCAAAUGGAGGAUGGGAGAUAGGUGUGCCAAUCCUCGCCGAGGUUUAUCUGAAGGGAGGAGAGCACAGUCUGCGCUCUUUGGUACCGCGCGGCGAGAGCGGGGGGAGUAUGCCAUCAGUAUGCUGUGCCCUGUACUGGGAGAAGAGGUUUGGGUGUGUCAGCUGUUGGGGAGGUAGUUUGUGCCCACUGGCACAGAGAGGGGCAGGGAGAGUUUGAUUGUGUUUGGUUGUUUCGGUGAAAGAAUGGGAGGAGUGUAUAUGUAAGUAAGCAGGGCAUAGUGUGGUAUCUUUGCCGCAAGCAGUUGCAAGGAGAAGUAGGUACUUGUGGGAGCUGGGUGGGAGAACAACAGGGGUUGUUGCCCUGUUAGUGUGGGUGAGAUUGCCCUGUUAGUGUGGGUGAGAGUAUGGUAAGAGACAGGGCCUAGACUGUGGCCUAUACGAAGCUUGAUUGAUCG
Molecule: messenger RNA, 1996 nt
Organism: Chara braunii
Lineage: Eukaryota; Viridiplantae; Streptophyta; Charophyceae; Charales; Characeae
Source: the annotation of a GenBank genome assembly